AUGGAAAAUCAAACUAGUACAUACAAUAGAACACAGAUCUUAAAUAGUGUUUUAAAAAAUGGAGCACGUCUGUCUAAUACAUUUGGAACAUUAUCUGUAUACUAUUGUAUGUUUGGUAUCGUAUUAGAAAAGACCUGGGGAUGUGAAGACAAGCUUAAUACUAUUGUAGCAGGAACAAGCACUGGACUUUUAUACAAAGCAUCAAGUGGUCUUCGAAAUUGUGGAAUUAGUGGCUUGAUUGGAUUUAGUCUUGCUACAGCAUACACUUUAGUUACAUCAAAAAAUAAAAUUAAAGAAAUAGAAUGA
Molecule: messenger RNA, 306 nt
Organism: Rhopalosiphum maidis (corn leaf aphid)
Lineage: Eukaryota; Metazoa; Arthropoda; Insecta; Hemiptera; Aphididae
Product: mitochondrial import inner membrane translocase subunit Tim23-like
Exons: 3
Coding region: 1-306 (101 amino acids)
Biological process (GO): protein import into mitochondrial matrix
Cellular component (GO): mitochondrial inner membrane; TIM23 mitochondrial import inner membrane translocase complex
Molecular function (GO): transmembrane protein transporter activity
Source: RefSeq, a predicted model, not a curated record